Molecule: messenger RNA, 2371 nt
Organism: Ictalurus punctatus (channel catfish)
Lineage: Eukaryota; Metazoa; Chordata; Actinopteri; Siluriformes; Ictaluridae
Product: peptidase inhibitor 16
Exons: 6
Coding region: 121-858 (245 amino acids)
Cellular component (GO): extracellular region
Source: RefSeq, a predicted model, not a curated record
GUAACAUGGGUGGGAGUUCCAGUCAAAGGCAUCGAGAACUUUUGUAAUCUCUCUCCCCUACCACACUCUUCUCACAUCGGGAAUGAAGUUGGAGGAUUGAAGUACACUUGCUCAGUGAGGAUGAUUUGGAAAACAGCUUUGCUCUACGCCCAAUUCUGGCUCGCUCUGGCUUUGGUGUCCGGCCAGCUCACCGUAGAAGAGAAGGAGCAGAUCUUGGAUUUGCAUAACCGGUACCGCUCCAUGGUCAGUCCCGAAGCUGCCGAUAUGCUACACAUGACAUGGGAUGAUGGGCUAGAUUCGGUGGCUCAAAGUUAUGCUGAUAAGUGCAUUUGGGAGCACAACAAUGAAGUGAAAUACAAGCUGGGAGAAAACCUCUUCAUCACCGAGGGUACUCUAAGCAUCAACAAAUCCAUGGCUGAGUGGUUUCACGAACGCAAAAAUUACGACUAUGGUACGAACACAUGCAUGUCCGGUAUGUGUGGACAUUACACACAGAUAGUGUGGGCGAAGAGCAGCACCAUCGGCUGCGCCUCACACUUCUGUGAGACGGUUCAGAACAUAAACUUCGAGAGCGCCACAAUUCUGGUCUGCAACUAUCACCCACCAGGGAACGUAAAGGGAGAAAAACCAUAUGAAGUAGGAAUGCCAUGCUCCAAAUGUCCACUGGAGAUGAAUGGAUGCGUAAAAAACACCUGCGCUCAAAUCGAAAGUACAACGGAGGAAACCGGUACGGACACGUGGUCGAGAGACACACCUCAGACGAACCUUGAAGGUUCUUCAGGAUUUACAAAAUUCUCAGUGGAUACACUACUGCUCGCUGGUCUGCUCACUGGUCUGAUGGUUUCUUUUAUAUUCUGAUGAUUGAACACUGAUAAUGCCACCAAUCUUAACAUGUACCCAGGAAAUUUCCAUGAAUCAUGGACGACGUUCCUCGGACGAGUACCUCCUAUUGCCUUGAUUCGUUACCACUAGUCCUUCACAACUGACAGCACAUAUAUCAAAUGUUAGCAGCUGUUUUAGAGCUUCUUCAGAUUAGAUUUAGCACAGUUAGAGUUCGCCACAUUCUUUUAUAUCUAGCUAGCUAUAAACUUUAGCUCCCUGCUGUCGGCCUCAGAGCCACGCAAAGUCCCGUAGAGAGCCUGUAUUGUUUCCCUUACAAAAAAUGCAUCUGGUUAAUAUUAACCAACUAGCUUGCCCUGCAUGCACUGUCUUGUCUUCUGAGUUACACACCUGAUGCAGUCUCAUAGGCAGCAUAGCAAGCUAGCCGGCUAACGCUAGCUCACUUUAUCCAAAGCUCGUGCUAAAGGAAAGAAGUUUUGCUCAUUUGCUUUGCUUAUUUUGCACUCAAUAAAUGAUACAGUUGUGCACGAUAUUCUCAUAAUGUUUCCGUAUGGUUUUACUCUCAUAAUAUUUCUGUAAUAUUUACAGCAGCAGAUAUUUACUUUGUAAACAGAUACUAUCUUUGAAUACUUUGACGGUGUCAGAAAGCCAUACUAUUAGUGUUGUCUUUACUCUCAGUUGUCCAAUCGAGUUACAAAAUGGUUAAAAUCAUGAUCAGCUUUUUGCAAUACCUUUUUUUCCUACCACAGAGGGCAACAUUUUCAACUCCAGCUGCUCGUACUGACUUUAAUGCAUUUCAAACAUCAUACUGGUCCUUCCUAACUGUGAUAUAGCAUUCACAUUAGUGUUUCAUGUACAUUUAAGUUGAAAAAUUACGAUGUUUAGAGAAGAAAAGCUUGUCUUUGUAUAAUUUACUAUAAAAAGGUACUUGGCUCAAGUUGUAAUGACUAAAGUUUAGAUUAUUAUUUGUAGCCUAAGUGUAUGGCAAAAUGUUUGAGUGACACCAUUGUAUGACUCAUUGAACUGAAAAUGAUAACGAAUUUGGUUUUUUAUAUAUACAGUUUGCGCUGUAAGUUCAAGUUCAUCGAUGUGAUGAACGCGUGUUGUUUUACUGCAAUGCACUGAUCUGUGAUGAAACCCAGUCUGGAAAAUGAAAUAAGGUCCUGUAUUCUGGGACAAUAAAUCAAACUGGAAAAGAGUGAAAUAACUGGACAGCAAGCCUGGACAUAUUGUGUGUUAUUAGACAUCAGCGCUUAUUUUAUUAAACUUUUUUUUUCUUUAAAGAAUCGAUUCUUAUCUGUAGAUGCAUAAUUCUUUUUGUGUUUGUUGUUUUAUUUCAUUUCAUGCUAUGACAUUGUAUCAAACUACUAAAAAUUUUAAUUACUUCCCUGAUAAACAGGUUUUUCUAACCCUAAGCCCUUCCCCCGACCCUUCAUUUUAUGCAGUCAGGCAUUUUACUUAAAAAUGAAGACAUCUACAAGGAUGUUCUGUUUGUGUUCUACACUGUAAUAAAUGCUCCAAUAAUAAACAA